CUCAUUUAAUUUGCCGAUAAGCAAUCCCCUGUGGGGGUACACCACCACCAGAAUUGUCUCACACCAGAACCGCCUGCCUGAAAACCUGUCUGAAAACUAUUUUAAUUUGCCGAUGGUUUCCUGCCUUGUGGCUAAGGUUUGUCCUGUUUCCUAUCAAACGCAUUGGCAAAUCGUUGUAGCUGUGGUGGACAUUGUUGUGUCUUCCCGCGUGCGUCCUCCAUUCCAUGUCUUUCUGUCAUGUCGUAUAUUAUAUUCAAAGAAAACAAUUCCCACCUGCUCGAGGUCCGCUUGUAUUUCACUCGCUGUUAAUAUUUUCAACCUCUCUUGCUUUGAUAAGUUCACUUGAGCAAAAAGCAGAUGAAGCUGAAAAGAAAGCAGAAGAGGUUGAGAAGAAAUAUGUUGUUCAGUGAAGAAUGGCUUAAAAAGGCCAAGGAGGCAGAGUCAGAAAUUGAAAAGCUCAAGAAUACAUUACAAAGGUUUGAAGCUAAACUUCCAAAUGCCGAAUCUGAGGAUAAAGUUAUUCGUCAGCAAACAUUGGUCAAGUCACCUAUAAGGGCCUUUUCGGAAUGCAUAAUCAUUAUAGUUACUCAGACUCUUGAAAAUGGCUAUCAUGAGCUUGAAGAACCUGAUACUGUAAAAGUUACUGUUGCCAGUGAGGUACCUUUCAUCAAGGAGCCUGCUGAAAUUGAGAAUAAGCCACCAAGGCCUCUCAAUGAUAUAGAGACCAAGCCACCAAGGCCACUUAAUGAUAUACAUGAAAGCAUAGACACACUUAUUAAGUGUGUCUCCCAAGAUAUUGGAUUCAGCCAAGGCAGGCCUGUUGCAGCAUGCAUUAUUUACAAGACACUUUUUCAUUGGCGAUCAUUUGAAGCUGAAAGAACCAGUGUGUUUGAUCGUAUUAUUCAGAUGAUUGGAUCCGCAAUUGAGAAUCAGGAAAACAACGAUGUUUUGGCCUAUUGGUUGUCAAAUACAUAAACUUUGUUUUUCUUCUUACAACGUACAUUGAAGGCAACUGGUGCGGCUGGAGAAGCGAAGAUAUCUUCUACUUUACGUGAAAGAAUGGCUCAAGGUUUUCGAUCCUCACCAUCAGCCAUGGGCCUUCCUUUCGGCAUUGGUGGAUUAGAUGUCGUGCGCCAAGUGGAAGCAAAAUAUCCAGCUUUAUUAUUCAAGCAACAACUUACACCAUAUGUGGAGAAGAUAUAUGGGAUUAUUCGUGAUAAUCUGAAGGAGGACAUAUCUGCCUUGCUUGGCCUGUGUAUACAGGCUCCAAGGACAUCAAGGGCAAGUAUGGUAAAGGCAUCUAGAUUGGAGGCAAAUGCAAAUGCACAACAGGUUCCCAACCACUGGCAAAGCAUUACCAAGGGCCUAACCAGUCUUCUCCAAACAAUGCGUGCAAAUUAUCUGCCUUCUACGUCGUGAAUGUUGCUCAUUCAGCAAUGGAGAGUAUGUCAAAGCAAGAUUUGCUGAUCUAGAGCUUUGGUGCUGUGAAGCAACAAAAGAGGUUUGCUUGCAAUUUUACUUAACCUUUGAAUAUGGGCUGACCUGGUCUAUCGUAUGUUAUUUUGUAUUUUUGGACUUGUCAUACCUUACUGAAAGUUGAAAGUUUGUAACACUGCAAUAUGCUGGUUCAACUUGGGAUAAACUCAUGCAUAUUAGACAAACAGUGGAAUUUUUGGUUAUUCAUCAGAAACCAAAGAAAUCUCUGGAUGAAGUUACCCAUGAUCUUUGUCCAGUUAGUGGUUGUAUUUUUUUUUUCUCUUGCUUCAUUGUCUAGAUUGUUUACUAUUUUCCUCAUUAUCUUGUUUUUUAAAUAAUUGCUUCUCGGGCCUUGAGCAUACAACAACUAUAUAGAAUCAACAUCAUGUACUGGGAUGAUAAGUAUGGCGCUCACAGUCUGAGUCAAGAUGUUAUUGCAAACAUGAGAGUAUUGAUGACUGAAGAUUCAAAUAGCUCUCUAGGAAAUUCUUUCUUGUUGGAUGAUGACUCAAGAUCAAAGAAACUGAAGCUCUUCAUUGAUUCGAGAUAAAAGAAAGUGAAGCUCCCUGUUUAUUCAGCCACAUUUAUACAUUGAUUUUGUAACAUUCCGCCUGACACAUAGAUGAUACAACUCUAAACUGUUACACCAUUUUCUUUAAUAGAUGCAUAAGUUGAUUGGGAGGUUGUAAAUGAGAUGAUUUUAUGGAAAUAUGUAAUGGGGAUAAUAUUCUUGACUUC
Messenger RNA from Cryptomeria japonica (Japanese cedar), 2214 nucleotides. RefSeq names its product myosin-11. The record is from RefSeq and is a predicted model, not a curated record. Gene Ontology annotation, biological process: actin filament organization; vesicle transport along actin filament. Gene Ontology annotation, molecular function: microfilament motor activity; actin filament binding. Gene Ontology annotation, cellular component: actin cytoskeleton; vesicle; cytoplasm. NCBI's taxonomy places the organism in Eukaryota, Viridiplantae, Streptophyta, Pinopsida, Cupressales, Cupressaceae.